This is a messenger RNA of Cutaneotrichosporon oleaginosum, 1281 nucleotides long. RefSeq lists its product as uncharacterized. The record is from RefSeq and is a predicted model, not a curated record. NCBI's taxonomy places the organism in Eukaryota, Fungi, Basidiomycota, Tremellomycetes, Trichosporonales, Trichosporonaceae.
CGUGACCCGGAGCAUGCCCACACCCACAGCCAAGGCGGCUCAAAGACGAGGACAGCAGCCGUCCCGUGCCGCUUUGCUUGCCGGCUGGGAGGUAGUGAGUGGCGCCUGCGACUGUGGCAUCCUGGCCGAAGACGGCGCGGGAAUCGCGUGACCCCCCACCUCGAGAACCUACAUAAUAAACGCUCGCCUCCCAGCUUCGCGUCUUUAACCCCCAUCAACAACUACCUCUGCCAUCAUGCUCUUCGCCCCUCUCGUCGCCCUCCUCGCUGUCGGUGUUGCUGCCGACAAGCGCCAGCUCAACCCCGGAGAGAUUGCUGGUCUCGUUGAGAACUUUAAGAACGCCGGCCUCGGCGACCUCGUCGGCGGCGACAACUUCAAGCCCGAGGGUCUUCUGACCGGCAAGUUUGGCACGGCCGAUUGGACCGUUGGUGCCAACAUGACGGUGAACCAGACGGCCGACUUCCCGUCCUUCUUCGUGCAGCCCAACGCUGGCUCUACGGCCUUUGACAACACGACUCAGAUGUACACCGCUGCGCUUGUGGACGCGGGCGUCGUCGGCUCCAACUCGACGACCCAGACGCUCCACUGGCUCAUCAACUCGAUCCACGUCAACACCACCGGCGGUGCCCCCUACGCGCUCGCCUACGAGAACGGCACCACGAUCACAGAGUACGCGGGCCCGAACCCGCCCUCGGGCUCCGGCCCGCACCGCUACGUGCUCGCGCUCCUGCGCCAGCCGGCCAACUUCACCGCGCCCGCCGCGUACAGCCAGCGCAACACCCCCGUCGGCCCCUUCAACAUGGCCGAGUACCUGCAGCAGACGCAGCUCGGCCCCAUCGCCGCCGCCAACUACUUUACUGUCUCGAACGGCCCCAUGCCCGAGAACCUCACCUCCACCUCGGCCGUCGUCUCGUCCACCCUCUCGGGCUUCACCGGCGCCGCUGCGAUCCCCACCGCCGCCGGCGCACAGGGCGGCGGCAACCCCAACGCCACGACCACCGGCAACGGCAGCGCCGGCGCCAACCCCUCCAACCCCGCCGCCAGCCCCUCCGCCACGGGUGGUUCGGGCGCCCUCGCUGUCCUCGCCCCCAUUGCUGGUGUCCUCGCCUCGGUCGCCGGCGCCGUCUCGUUCUUCUAAGCGCCGCGAUGAGCGAGCGCCUCCCCGCCCUCGCGCCGUAGCACUGCAUCUGUUUUCUUCGAGCAACCCUCCUUAAUUGGCGAUAAUGUGCGCACCUGCUCUCCCGCUCUCGAGCGGAGGUACGAUGAAUGCCAUGAUUUGAA